AUGUUUGAUUGUACACCUGAUGUGUCUCACAAAGAGCAAAUGUCCCAGGUUUUAAGAUACGUGUACAUUUCUAACGGCACUGUUUCAGUUGAAGAAACUUUUAUAGACUUUAUGGAAAGUCACGAAAAAACUGGCGAAGGAUUAUCUUUAGAAAUCAUAGAAAAAUUAAAUAAAGAUGAUUUAAAACUAAGCAAUUGUAGAGGACAGAGUUAUGACAAUGCUGCCAACAUGUCUGGAAAGUAUAAAGGUGUAAAAACACGUAUUAUGCAAAUUAAUAAUUUAGCUGUAUAUGUACCAUGUAAUGCUCAUAGCUUGAAUUUAGUUGGCAAUGAUGCCGCUAAAGUAUGUGUACGUAUGAUAACGUUCUUUGACACAGUCCAACAAAUUUUUAACUUUUUUUCAUCCUCAACAAGCAGAUGGACAACUUUAAUGAAAUGUAUUAAUAUUUCAUUAAAAUGUACUAGUGCCACGCGGUGGUCUGCAAAACAAGAUUCUGUAUCAGCACUUAAACGUAAUUUAAAAAAUGUAUAUAAUGUUCUAAAAGAAAUGUCAGAAAACCCAAAGUUACCUAAAGAGGUAAUUCUUGGAGCAACAAAUCUUUUGAAACAUCUUGAUUUUAAUUUUUUUUGCCUACUGGAUUUAUGGAAUGAAAUAUUAACAACCAUUAAUCGCGUUAAUUUAGCUUUACAAAAGAAAAGUUUAACGAUUGAUAGCGCAACCAAAAUGGUUAAAGGUUUAAUCUUAUCAGUACAAACAAUGCGAAAUGAAGGAAUUGAAAAAACAAUUGAAUUCGGUAAAGUGAUUGCAAAUUAUCUCGGUAUUAAAGCAAAUUUUUCUGAUAAGCGAAAGAGGAAAGUGAAAAAAUUAGAUUUCGAGAUAAUUCAAGAUAAUGUGCAAGUUUUAUCUCAACAGAAUGAAUUUAAAAAAGAUAUUUUUGAAGUUUAUGAUCGAAUUCUUACAGAGUUAAGCAAUCGAUUCGAAAAUAUGUCAGAAAUUAAUGAAAAUUUUGGAUUUUUGUAUGGUAGUAGCUUGACGGACCACUCUAUGGACUAUAUACAAAAAUGUGCAGCUGACUUAUCUCUGAAGUAUGAAACCGAUCUAAAUUCUUCCGAUUUUAUCUCUGAAAUAAAAGAUUUUAAGUCUCAAGCAUUUUCUCUUUUACCUGACUUAAGAGCCGCAACACCUUUAGCCCUACUACAAUUAAUUACAACAUAUUCUUUGCGUGCUGAAUAUCCAAAUGUCGAAAUAGCUUUACGCAUAUUUUUGACUUUGCCAAUAACUGUGGCGAAGUGUGAAAGAUCAUUCAGUAAGUUAAAGCUCAUAAAAAACUAUUUGAGGUCGACUAUGGGACAAGAUCGAAUAUCUGAUAUGGCUAUUUUAUCUAUUGAACAUACAGUGGUAAAUACUUUAGAUAUAAACAAACUUAUUGAAGACUUUGCUGGGAAAAAAGCUAGAAAAAUUGCAAUUUAA
Molecule: messenger RNA, 1470 nt
Organism: Metopolophium dirhodum (rose-grain aphid)
Lineage: Eukaryota; Metazoa; Arthropoda; Insecta; Hemiptera; Aphididae
Product: zinc finger MYM-type protein 1-like
Exons: 1
Coding region: 1-1470 (489 amino acids)
Molecular function (GO): protein dimerization activity
Source: RefSeq, a predicted model, not a curated record